AUGUCGAAAAGAAGUGCCGAGAGCCAGGAAAACCUAGAGUCCCUCAAGGCAGGGCAACGGCCAGACUCGAGCGCAAACGGCGACCCCACCCUCGACUUUGAAGAUGAAUUCGAAGAUGAAUACGAGUCGGAAGACGAGAUCAUGGAGGCGGGUGUUGACGGGCGACCAGACGCUGAAAGAGAAGCGGAGCAGGCGCAAGAUGCGAUGGACGUUGACACAAAGGAGCAGACAUUCAUCCCGGGCCGGUCGAUACUACAACCUGGUAUGUCGCUGACACCGGAUCCUUCCACUUACGAGAUGCUUCACCUGAUGUCGACGACGUGGCCUUGUCUGUCCUUUGACGUCGUACGAGAUAACCUGGGAGAUGACCGCAAGCAAUAUCCAAGAACAGUCUAUGCGGUUGCGGGGACUCAGGCUGAGUCGUCACGCGCCAAAGAGAAUGAGUUGUACAUUUUGCGGUUGAGCAGUCUGUCCAAGAUGGAUCGUGGUAAUCAGACGGACUCGGAGAGCGAUAGCGACGAUGACGGUGACGAUGAGGGCUCCUCAGACCCUGUACUCGAGUCGAGAUCGAUACCGCUCCCAAGCACAACCAAUAGAAUCAGAGCAUUCCAGCCCGCGUCUGCCAAUGCCGACGUGACUCAAAUACCUCAGACAUUGACAGCGACAUCCCUAGAAAAUGGUCAGGUUCUGAUCCAUGACGUCUCACCAUAUCUCCAUUCUCUCUCAACACCUGGCUACACACUGCCUCCGAACGCCUCGAAGCCGCUCAGCACCCUGCGAAUGCACAAAACAGAAGGCUACGCACUGGAUUGGGCACCAACUUCUUCUCAUCCAAACGGCCGGCUUCUGUCUGGUGACAAUGCUGGACAAAUAUUCAGCACCCAACGCACCGAGGGUGGUGGCUGGGUCACCGACACCAGGGCAUUUGUCGGCCACACCGACGCAGUAGAAGAACUUCAAUGGUCACCCAAUGAGAAAUUUGUGUUUGCAUCUGCAAGCUCCGAUGGCACUGUGAAGGUGUGGGAUGCGCGGAGUAAGAGUCGCAAGCCAGCUGUGGACGUGAAGAUCAGCAACACCGAUGUCAACGUCAUGUCGUGGUCGCGCCAGACGUUCCAUCUACUUGCUACCGGGGCUGAUGACGGCGAAUGGGCAGUAUGGGACUUGCGUCAGUGGAAGCCUCAGUCAGGCGCGCCACCCGGUUCGCAGGUCAAACCAAGUCCCGUCGCCAACUUUCACUUCCACAAGAAACCCAUCACUUCGAUAGAAUGGCACCCAACGGACGACAGCGUGGUGGCUGUUGCUUGCGCCGACAACACUGCAACUCUGUGGGAUCUCGCAGUCGAGCUUGAUGACGAGGAAUAUGGUAGAGAAGCAGGCUUGGGCUUGGGCGAAGGUGCCGAAAAGGUCCCUCCGCAAUUACUGUUUAUUCAUCAUGUUGAAGACGGCAAAGAACUGCACUGGCAUCCACAAAUGCCCGGCACGGUCAUGGUCACAGGUGGAAGCGGUCUGGGAGUUUUCAAGACAAUCAGCGUCUAG
Fonsecaea nubica is the source of this 1536-nucleotide messenger RNA. RefSeq lists its product as hypothetical. Bases 1 to 1536 code for a protein of 511 amino acids. Gene Ontology annotation, molecular function: protein binding. The transcript has a single exon. Lineage: Eukaryota; Fungi; Ascomycota; Eurotiomycetes; Chaetothyriales; Herpotrichiellaceae. The record is from RefSeq and is a predicted model, not a curated record.